This is a messenger RNA of Haemonchus placei, 468 nucleotides long. The record is from the annotation of a GenBank genome assembly. Lineage: Eukaryota; Metazoa; Nematoda; Chromadorea; Rhabditida; Trichostrongylidae.
AUGCCGAAUUCGACGCCUAUGGGUAUGGAUCAUCGGCACCUAGCUAUUUGGAUGUGGACACACAGUCAAUCACUCACCGACAACAGUGAGACGUCGAUUGAGUCAGCAGCCAGCGACGGAGUCAUUUUCGAACAUCUAAAGCAGUUCGGUUUGAGCAUCGGUGUCGUUUUGUGUGUAACCUCUGUGAGGAUCAAAUAUGUUUGGAGAAAGCAAGGCAGUGGUCUUGAGUUCGAUCUGAUACAGUUGAUGAGCUCGACACCUCACCUCCCAUCUUUGCUGGAAUCAGUCGACCGGCUGGAGCAGCAGCAGCUGAUGCUCAGCACAUUGCUCUAUGUUGUAUUCAUGAUGUCAUACAGCGGAUCGAUACUCGUCCAACUCGGCUACUACAUUAUUGAGGAGUUCUGCUUGGAGAAAUUCGAUCGUAUGUCCAAUCUUGAAGAACAACUGCAACCGGCUGAUUUCAUAUGA